Messenger RNA from Sinocyclocheilus grahami, 456 nucleotides. Its product is annotated as ras-related protein Rab-44-like. Gene Ontology annotation, molecular function: GTP binding; GTPase activity. Bases 1 to 438 code for a protein of 145 amino acids. The record is from RefSeq and is a predicted model, not a curated record. The transcript is spliced from 4 exons. Lineage: Eukaryota; Metazoa; Chordata; Actinopteri; Cypriniformes; Cyprinidae.
AUGAAUUUGGGGGACAGUCAUGUGGCUCUUCAGUUAUGGGACACUGCAGGCCAAGAAAGGUAUCGCAGCAUUACCAAGCAGUUUUUCCGUAAGGCAGAUGGCGUGGUGGUCAUCUAUGACAUCACAAUGGAGGACAGUUUCAGAUCAGUCCGCCCCUGGCUGGCCAGCAUACAGGAGGCCGUAGGCGACCCUAUACCCGUCAUGCUCCUUGGCAACAAAUCGGACAAGGAGAAUGAGAGAGAAGUGCAGACAAAGGAGGCCGAUAUGCUAGCAGAGGAAGUAAACUUGAUGUUCUACGAGUGCAGUGCUUAUACUGGAGCUAAUGUGCUGGAGGCCAUGAUACAUCUGGCCAGGGUCCUGAGGGAGCAGGAAGACAGAGUAUGGGUGAACACGGUCAGACUGGUGGAUCAACCAUUAAAGAAGAAAACCUGCUGCUAGUGACCACACACACACAAA